ACCUUCUCAGGCAAACAAGCCUCCUGCUGCCUCUCAGGACCACAGCCAAGAAAGACAUUAUUUGCCUCACUAUGAAUACCAAGGUUAUUGCUACACUUCUGGCUUUCUUCCUGGCCUUUGCAGCUCUGACAGAAGGCGCCUCAAUAGCCCGGAUGGGGAGUGAACUGCGGUGCCAGUGCAUAAACACCCAUUCCAGAUUCAUCCAUCCCAGAAACAUUAAAGAUGUCAAAUUAACCCAAAGUGGGCCCCACUGCAAGAAUGUUGAAGUCAUUGCUACUCUCAAUGACGGCAGAGAGGUCUGUUUGGAACCCACAGCAAACUGGGUGAAGGUGAUCAUCAAAGCCAUCCUGGAGAAGGCUCAAGCCAAUGUCUAAUCACAAAUAGAAGGAAAGCCACUGAGCGUUUCUCCCAUAUUGCUUCAUUGAAAGAAACUGAGCCAUUUCAAGCAAGCCUACUUUUUGAAAAGAGACUUUUAUAACCAAGAAGAUAUAUAAUAUACAUAUAGAGUCUUAUGUAUGUAUUUAUUUGAUAAGUGCAUUGCUAGAAAGACUUGAGAAGAAUAUUUAAUAUACGGGUUAAAAAAAUGGAAGCAGAAGGAUGAGGUGGAAAAUGAAGGUUUGGAAAGCAGAACACAUAGGUGAACGCAGGUGAAAGGACGGUACAGCUGUGCUUACAUCACACCAACUGUUAUUACAACAAAGCAAAUUGGCAACAGAUCCUGUUCCUCUGGGGCAUGUGCAGACAACUAGUACAACUGCAUUAA
Molecule: messenger RNA, 763 nt
Organism: Sceloporus undulatus (fence lizard)
Lineage: Eukaryota; Metazoa; Chordata; Lepidosauria; Squamata; Phrynosomatidae
Product: interleukin-8-like
Exons: 4
Coding region: 72-374 (100 amino acids)
Biological process (GO): inflammatory response; neutrophil chemotaxis; cellular response to lipopolysaccharide
Cellular component (GO): extracellular region
Molecular function (GO): CXCR chemokine receptor binding; chemokine activity
Source: RefSeq, a predicted model, not a curated record